Aureobasidium pullulans EXF-150 is the source of this 1137-nucleotide messenger RNA. RefSeq lists its product as uncharacterized. Lineage: Eukaryota; Fungi; Ascomycota; Dothideomycetes; Dothideales; Saccotheciaceae. Bases 1 to 1137 code for a protein of 378 amino acids. The transcript has 3 exons. Gene Ontology annotation, molecular function: zinc ion binding. The record is from RefSeq and is a predicted model, not a curated record.
AUGUCCUACGCGACCGAUUUUGUAUGGGAUUCGCUAUUGCCCUCAGCGCCAGUCAUUUGCGCUCGAGGGCGCAAGCGUUCCAGAGACAACGCAACCACCAUCGGUCUCUUCCCCUCUCGCCACGGCAAGGGUACCUACGGCCCGGGUUCCCAUUACCGCGAGGGAACUCACCACCAACCGUUCGGUGGUGGUUCCUGGCGACUGGGGAGGAGGGUCAGCACGAGGAGCAGCGCCAAGUCCGCUUCGAGCGUCGCCAGACUCUACGACGGGUUCGAAUCUCAAGACUUCAUCUGGAGGAAAUCCCCUCCAGGCUGCCACCGUCAGCAGUACCAUCCUGGUCGCGGCGGUGGCGGCUACUACCAGCAGGGUCGUAUCCUUGGCCCCUACGACAACGACGACGAGAACCCACCACCAACCGUUCGGUGGUGGUUCCCGGCGAUCGAGGAGGAGCGCCAGCACGAGGAGCAGCGCCUGGUCCGCUUCGAGCGCCGCCAGGUCGGCUACCGUGGCAACGGCCAAUAUCAGCAGUUCGGUAGAGCCCGCCACCAGCAGUGUGCCGUUCUCCUGGGCUAUGAGGAAGUCAAGAACAUGACGAACGCUGAGAACUUUACAAAGUACGACGAAGCUGCCUUCAGAGCAGCAGUCUCCGCAGACCCAGAGUUUCGCUACUGCAUGUCUACUACCUGCAAGUCCGGUCAAUGCCACCCAGCCGGCAUUGAUGAACCCACAUUCUGUUGCAGAGAAUGCGGCCACAACCAUUGCUACCAGCACUCCCUUCAGCGUGCUCAGGAAGAAGAGGAGUCCCAGCAGGACGUCGCAAAGAGCAGUACAUCUGUGGGUUCGAAGCUCAAGACUUCACAGGGAACAUCUUCCCUCUGCCGGGCUUUGCUUGGCCAGUACGACCGCGGCACCUCCUUCGCUAUUGAGGAGGUGCGCCAGCAUGAAUCCAGUGGAGGUAUCGCUUCUCCCGGCAACGACACCUCCACUGGAUUCUUGCCUCUCUCACCCUCAUCCAACAUCAACCAAUUCACCUCCUUUGGCGGCUUUGGAGGCGGAGGUGCUGUUGCUCAGAUCAACAACGGCCACUUCCCCGCUGAGAACUACACAACCGCUGGAAUGGACAUGAGCGCCUGGUGA